AUGCCUUUAAAGAUUAAAUUCUCAAGAAGGCCAGACCCCCCGCCAGCAGAAGAACCGGCGGCGCCUGUACCACCUGUGCCUGCGCCUGCGACCCCAGUGGCCGAAGCUCCUCAACCUCCGCGCAAGAUAACGCUUAAGAUCGCACGAAAACCUCAACCUGAGCCGAGCGAGGAGAAACCAAAGAAGAAGAAAUCGACAAAGAAGCGACCAGCCGAAAGUCUCGCGCUGCCCGAGCCCGAACCUGAACCCGAGACAAGCCAACAAGGCCCCAAACGAAUAAAGCUCAUCCCAUCCAAGAAACCCGCCUUACAGUCCAUCCGCAUCAAGAACAAGGGAAUCGUGCCCAACCGACCGGUGGGCGUUGGGUACGACUCCGAAGCCUCGGACACAGAAAAUGAUCCCGCCAUUGAAGAACAAUUCAUCCUACGAAUGCUCCCAGGAGAAGACUGCGAUAUUGUGAGGAAAUCAAUCAGUGAUAGGACAUUCAAGACUGGCGAAGUCGGGCUCAAGCCCCUCACGCGUGAGGGUCGGCGCUCCAUCUUGAAUGUUCGGGGUCGCCAAUAUGCGGCAGCCCUAGUGGAUCUACCCUGCAUCGUUGAGGGCAUGAAGAGUUGGGAUCGACGAGGCUGGUAUAAGUCAGCAGAUAUCUGUCAAAUGCUCUUGGUUCUGGGACGUGUCAACAGCGACCAAGAAGCUUUGGAAUACCCACUCCCCCCGGGUGUUGACUCCCCCGAUGAAAAGACACUUCAAUACGCACACGGUAUCGCACCGCCCCUCCGCUGGGUUCGCAAGCGCCGGUUCCGCGACCGUGUUAGCACGCGUACAAUUGAACAAGUUGAAAAGGCCGUGGAAGAACUCAUGGCCCAGGAUGAAACUUCGAUCUUCCCUCCCAAGUUCGAGUUGGUGGACAGCACAUCCCUGAAUCGCGUCGAGGGCUUGGUGCAAACGGGAGAAUACGAAGAUGAAUACGAUGAUGAGCAGGAUGCAUACGGUGAAGCAGAAGAAGAGAUGAUGGACGACUUUGAGGACGCCCUUGCUGCUGAGAUGGAAGCCGCGCUUGCUGCCGGCGACGAUGAAGCACCGGGCCCAGGACCAGAGCAGAUGGACACUCCAUCUAUGCAACCUUUCACACCAGCUGGAGGGCAGACCGAACGCGGCGACACCUCUGCCGAUGAGAGCAAUAUCUCCGACGAAGACGAAGAAGAUGAGCUGGAUGACGAUCAAAUCGAGCAGCAGCAACAGCUCCAGCAACAGCGCGAGGAAGUCGCCGAGCUCGAGGCUCUCAUCCGAACUGAAACCGCGCAGUGGGAGAAGGUGCAGAAUCACAUUCUACGCAACAAGAUGGGCCGACGUAUCCAGGAACUAAAGAAGGACCUGCAACUGAAGAAGGUCUCCAUGGGCAUGCCAGCCGGGGACGAUAUUUGA
Molecule: messenger RNA, 1425 nt
Organism: Penicillium expansum
Lineage: Eukaryota; Fungi; Ascomycota; Eurotiomycetes; Eurotiales; Aspergillaceae
Product: transcription initiation factor TFIID subunit 7 family protein
Exons: 1
Coding region: 1-1425 (474 amino acids)
Biological process (GO): transcription initiation at RNA polymerase II promoter; RNA polymerase II preinitiation complex assembly
Cellular component (GO): transcription factor TFIID complex
Molecular function (GO): RNA polymerase II general transcription initiation factor activity
Source: RefSeq, a predicted model, not a curated record